Messenger RNA from Protopolystoma xenopodis, 258 nucleotides. The record is from the annotation of a GenBank genome assembly. Lineage: Eukaryota; Metazoa; Platyhelminthes; Monogenea; Polystomatidea; Polystomatidae.
AUGGUACUUCGGUUUUGCUUAGACCUUGUGUCUGUUUUCAUUGGAGCUUUCCACGUUCGAAUAGCUCUGCUUGCAGCAAAACUUAAUCUGCCUUACUAUGUGACAUCUUGCCAGCCUUCUGAUUUUUUGAACGAUGGCGCUUGGCUACUCUUGGUGGAGGAUGUCAAUGUUGCCUCACCGCAUCUCAAUCACUUAUUGACCGCUUCCAACGACUACAUUUUGGCUUUCACCGCAAUAUCCGACACUCACACGGGUUAG